UUAUUAAUAAACACAACGCAUAUGUUAAACUAAAGCGCAAUAAAAGGAUAUUUAAAUUUGUUUUGUUUUUCAAAUGCCAAGUAAUACGUGCGCUUAGGUUAAGUCCUUGGUACAAUCAGGAAAAUAUUUUAAUUUGACUUUUAUUUUCAUUCAGCUCCUUGGCUACAAAUAAUCUUAUUGGAUUACUCGGUAUGAUAACAACGCUUUUGCUAAAGCUCUAUUUGCCUGCUGAGGUCUUUGCGAGGUACACCCACUGGGAUUGUGCUCUAAAAGUAGUAUGGCGUUUCUUUGGAUUGUAUUCGGGCUGCAUUGCUGCUGUCAUGGCUAUUGAGCGUUGGAUGGCUUUAGCACGCCCUUUCAUCUAUCACAAGCACAUAACAUAUGAACUUGUACGCAAAACAAUUCAUUCACUGAUACUCAUUGCGAUUGUUAUCACGUUUUUGCCGUUCGUCGGUUUUGGCGCCUAUAUUGAUGAAAGCAAUCCGGCAAAGCCUGUAUGUAUGCGUUACCGUGAUGCUCAGGGUUUCUGGAAUAAAUCAUAUGCUGUACUUUUUAUGAUUUUCGGAACCACGCUGUGCAUCGUAAUUGUUGCUUGUAAUUUAUUUGUUGCUCGAGUUUUAUGUGUUAUUGGACGUAGUCGUACCACCACACGUCACAUGCACUACGACAUGGUAAAUCGUGAGAAAGGCAGUCGCAUCGAUGCCGAACCUAGCAGUGGUUCAUCAUUGUACCACCAUAGUAAUAGUGUCACCAUGACGGCUGCCUCGUCCCCCGAUGAGAUUAAAUUCGCUAAAUUGAUGGCCUUUCUGAGCAUAUCCUUUGUUAUAUGCUGGAUGCCGCAAAUGAUUGCUAUACCAAUGGCUAUAUCGACAAAUCCAGUACGCAAAACGCAUCCAUUCUUUAUGUUAGCUGACUUUCUCAUGGCUCUACAUUUCACCUCAGACCCUUAUAUCUAUGUCUUAAGCCGUACCAAGCACGGUUACCUUUUGGGUUGCAUAAAACGUUGGCGCUGCAAUCUGAAACGGUCACAAAGCGACCAAAGCCGCUUACGCACCACAAUCGAACAAAAUACCACAGACUGUGGUGUAAAUUAAAACUAUGUAUAUAAGCAUUAUAUCUCAUUUUACAAUUGAAUAAUAUUUUUAAAUUAAAUUAAAUUUAAGUUUAGGUAAUAAUUGCAUUUUCCAAA
Molecule: messenger RNA, 1189 nt
Organism: Teleopsis dalmanni
Lineage: Eukaryota; Metazoa; Arthropoda; Insecta; Diptera; Diopsidae
Product: prostaglandin D2 receptor-like
Exons: 4
Coding region: 192-1094 (300 amino acids)
Biological process (GO): positive regulation of cytosolic calcium ion concentration; adenylate cyclase-activating G protein-coupled receptor signaling pathway; inflammatory response
Cellular component (GO): plasma membrane
Molecular function (GO): G protein-coupled receptor activity
Source: RefSeq, a predicted model, not a curated record